Porites lobata is the source of this 548-nucleotide messenger RNA. The record is from the annotation of a GenBank genome assembly. NCBI's taxonomy places the organism in Eukaryota, Metazoa, Cnidaria, Anthozoa, Scleractinia, Poritidae.
ACAGAUGACUGUGGUCUUUGCUGCAAAUCGUCCACGGAAUCCUUUAGAAUAAUUCUGUUCUGGCGGAAUAUUGAAAUCGAAGACUUCGAUGUAUUAGAGGAAAUAUAAAAAUGUUCUGGCAUGUCCGCUAUGUAAAAACUAUACAAGAGACUGGUUCAUUUAUUAUAAUUAUGACUUGACGCUGUUUUUUCCCAGGUAGGACUUAGCUAUAACUAAAUACCCAUAGUAAUUCUGAUAUAAAUGUCGCUCUUAACCAUGAAAAUGAAGUUAAAGGACAUUUGAUGUGUUCAUAAAGGCACUGAGCUGUUUGAUGAAUGUACGGAAUAGCCUUCGACAAUAUAAAAAAAAAAAAAUAUGACUCUGCAUAAAGGCAUUGCUCUAUGGUUGAUGAAUGAACUUAAAAUAAACAGUUUAAUAUAUUUUUAUGAUAUAUUUUUCAAUGAUAUUGUAUAUUUUGGAUGUUAUAUUUUCAUAUAAAGAGAUACAGAUUAAAUACCUGUUUAGUAACAAUCAACCAGUUUGAAUUGACACCUGCAUUGUCAUCUAAA